AUGCAGGCGGCGAUUGGCGUCACGUGGGAUGGGGUCAUGGCUCUUAGACGUGCCGUUUUGGGCGACGAAACUCAGGCAAUCGCCUUUUGGGAGCGUAUGGCCAAGAUCCCUUCGCGGACCUUUUCGGACACUCCGAACGCGGAGCGCGUGUGGGCGACGGGAGAUGUGUCGGAAAUGCUGCGCGACAUGGUGGAGAUGCUGGAGGUCACAGACAAAAUACACGAGGAUAACGCAGGCGGACUCGUCCCUCAGUAG
This is a messenger RNA of Schizophyllum commune H4-8, 255 nucleotides long. RefSeq lists its product as uncharacterized. The record is from RefSeq and is a predicted model, not a curated record. NCBI's taxonomy places the organism in Eukaryota, Fungi, Basidiomycota, Agaricomycetes, Agaricales, Schizophyllaceae. The transcript has a single exon. Bases 1 to 255 code for a protein of 84 amino acids.